GACGUCGCGAGGUACCAGGAAGUUGCCGCUCCACCCGUGAACUGAAAUCCGAGGCCAAGCCCGCUUGAGCUGCUAUACCGCUCUUGUUUUCAGAAGUGACCUGCCCACAACAGCAACAAGCUGUCGCUUCCUCUGCAGAAUUGGUCUGAUGGAGCAAAGGCACUCGGCGCGACUCGGUGCAAAAAGGCAACAAUGCGACCUGCGUGCCAACAGCACAGAUCGUACUGAACAUUUGACACAGCACCAGAGAACUCAAACAGCAGAGAAACCCGUCAAGUGCAGUGUGUGUGGGAAAACGUUUGCACAGUCAUCUACUCUUGUAAAACACCAGAGAACACACACAGGAGAGAAACCCUUCAAGUGCAGUGUGUGUGGGAAGGCAUUUUCACAGUCAGCUACUCUUGUAGCACACCAGAGAAUACACACAGGAGAAAAACCCUUCAAGUGCAGUGUGUGUGGGACGGCGUUUGCACAGUUAUCUGCUCUUGUAAAUCACCAGAGAACACACACGGGAGAGAAACCCUUCAAGUGCGGCGUGUGUGGGAAGGCGUUUGCACUUUCAUCUACUCUUGUAGAACACCAGAGAACACACACGGGAGAGAAACCCUUCAAGUGCAGUGUGUGUGGGAAGGCGUUUGCACAGUCAUCUACUCUUUUAAAACACCAGAGAACCCACACGGGAGAUAAACCCUUCAAGUGCAGUGUGUGUGGGAAGGCGUUUGCAAAGUCAUCUACUCUUGUUAAACACCAGAGAACCCACACGGGAGAUAAACCCUUCAAGUGCAGUGUGUGUGGGAAGGCGUUUGCAAAGUCAUCUACUCUUGUUAUACACCAGAGAACACACACGGGAGAGAAACCCUUCAAGUGCAGAGUGUGUGAGAAGGCGUUUGCACGGUCAUCUACUCGUGAAGCACACCAGACAACACACACGGGAGAGAAACCCUUCAAGUGCAGUGUGUGUGGGAAUGCGUUUGCACGGUCAUCUGUUCUUGUAAUACACCAGAGAACCCACACGGGAGAUAAACCCUUCAAGUGCGGUGUGUGUGGGAAGGCGUUUGCACAUUCAUCUACUCUUGCAGAACACCAGAGAACACACACAGGAGAGAAACCCUUCAAGUGCAGUGUGUGUGGGAAGGCGUUUGCACAGUCAUCUGCUCUUGUAAAACACCAGAGAACACACACCGGAGAGAAACCCUUCAAGUGUGGUGUGUGUGAGAAGGCGUUUACACGGUCAUCUACUCUUGUAGAACACCAGAGAACACACACGGGAGAGAAACCCUUCAAGUGCAGUGUGUGUGGGAAGGUGUUUACACUUUCACCAAAUUUUCAAAGACACCAGAGAACACACAAGCAUCACAAUAUCCACAAGGAGUGGAGUCUGAAAUCAGCUUGUGAAAGUCAAAGUGAUGCAAUGAGUGUAUCCCUCAUGAAACAAGAACCGGAAGAAAAUCCCAGCUUGGAUACAUUGAAAGAUAUCGAGGUGAAACGUGAAGAUGUGAAGGUGAAAUGUGAAGAAGUGAUGGUGAAGAGCGAAGAAGUGAAGGUAAAAUGUGAAGAUGAAGAUUCAACUCCAAAAUCGGACCUUCACAUCGAUGGAGGCAACGUGAAGCAGGAGGAUAAUUCUCACUGUGAGACAGAGCGAGGCAACUCCCAGCAGUUUGUGGAAGUGGAGGUGUGGGUUGACUUCCUCCGUGACAAUAGAAAGUCAAAUGGAGACCCGGGAGAUGUGUAAGCUUGAGACGAUGUCGCUCCAAUAGACGCACCUUUGUCACAGGCCUUUAAUGACAAGAAUGUGAAGUUGAACACUCGGUUCUUAGUUUCAACCUGCAGGGUAAGAGCGGCCAGUCUUUGUGGACCUGUGUGUUGGGUAGAUUUCUAACCAGGAGCGAGAGCCAAUAAGCUCCCAAGCAUUCACUGUUAUAAAUUGCAUUCAUAUGGUGCUUACUUAAUCGCCUCGGCAACUCGGAGUUUUGUAUCGUAUCUCGUUUCAAACACUCGAAGAGCACCCCCAAGUAGCAGCUGCCCCUGUGUGGUGUUGUGUAUGUACCCCCUUUUUAUUUUUUUUAAUAUUAUUUUUUUUUUAAGAAUUAUUCUGCCAACAUAGAUGAUAUCGUUUUUUUUAAUAGACGCGGUCACGUGGGAACGAACACGCCCCCACACUUCCACAGAGGCCCCCACACUACCACAGAUGCGCGCACACCUCAUUUCAAAGGAAAGAGGACAUGAAAGGGGGGGCAAUAAGGUAAUAAAAACUCCCCUAAAUUCACACAAGAGGAACAAGGGAGGGGGGAAUGGCAGGCGGGGGGUUGCAGGGCCGGGCAUCACGGAGGAAGAGAUAAUUAUAUUCUGAACAAAGAUAAGCCGGGAUAUCAGAUUAAAUAAUCACAAGAAGUCAAAUAAUAAGUACGGAAUUAAAGUAGAAGAGGAAUCAAGGGCGGAGAAGGCUCUCAAAAUUAACCAAACACAACAACCCAUGGGAAGCGAGCAACACGGCCGCCUUUGUCUUUCCGAGAGGAUCUCCACACGCAGGCACAAAGCUAGGAAAUGACACCCAUAAAAGGGGCAAUGGCUCAAAGGAAAUUAACACGUCUUCGAAUAAAUAAGCGCAUGCGCCGGGUGCUCCCACCGUGAAAACAACCGCCUUUGUCUCCCCACAACACGGACAGCAAAAAUUGCACACGCGAGGAAAUAACAUUUCCGUGAGAGAUCGGGUCACGAUGAAACAUCGUGAACACGGUUUCGGCAUAACCAAGCAGCAAAUAAGUCGCAUUUCAACUUCCAAACCAAACCAACUUAAGCUGUGUGAGACAAAGGAUGUGAUCCCAGAGCAAGGAAGGGAAUAAUUAAGCUCGCUUAACGCGUAGGUUUUCGCGACAAAUAUUAUUCAGUAACAAAACAUGGAUUCGAAUGUUUUUUUUUAUAACUCGACGCGAAUCAUCGGUCUGGCUAAUGGAUAACUUCGGUGGCACCGUCACGAGGCCCCCACCCCCACCCCUUUCUUCCAGAACGACACACAUAUGUGUCUUCAAAGCUAAUAAACACACGGACAAACACGCACGCGAAACACACGGACGGACACACACACGGACGCAGAUGGUUCAGCCCACAGGAAGGUUUUAUGACACAGCCUUUGAACAACUCGGGAAGCCGAGUGGAAUUUCCAGAUAUAAACCGAAGAAAAAUCCAUACAAAGCAGAUCGUCAGGGGCUCUGGCCCCCAUCACAGAUCUCCAGGGCUUCGGCUCCAUCUCUUCUCGUCGCCGCCAACGAAGAAGCUUUUCGUCAUCCAGAAGGACGAGGAUCGCGCGGUGCCGAGGCAUCGCCUAUCGCACACGAGUGUACGAGCCCAGCUCUCUUGCCGUGUCACCACGCCGAGGUGCAUCGCCUGCCGCACACGAGUGUACGAGCCCAGCUCUCUUGCCGUGUCACCACGCCGAGGUGCAUCGCCUGCCGCACACGAGUGUACGAGCCCAGCUCCCCUGCCGUGUCGCCACGCCGAGGUGCAUCGCCUGACCACGCAAACGAGCGUGGCCGCGCCGUCAGUCAUCGUACGGGGUCAGCCGAGGGAGGAGUCGGAAAGCGAGCCGCUCACCCUCUCACCGCAGCUGCGCAAGCCAGAGGGUCCUUCUCCGAAAGUCGUUCGUACCCACAACUUCCCCCACCAAUAGACCCACACACGCACGCAUCGACGCCCCACUCACCUGUGAGACUAUCCCAUCUAGUUCACCCUUGCCAUCGUAUCAACCCUAGUCAAUUAUCAGAAGACUGAUUAUCAACUACAUGAACCAUCAGCUGGCCAUGCGGAAUCGCGGCCCAUCGAGUGAUUAAGAGUCCGUCGGUGAUAAGAGUGAGGUUGUUACCGUGUCUUUCCCUUGUUCCGCUCAUCACAUAGGCGAUCAAUAGACUCGUCGAGGCAAACUCAACCUCUCGGAAUCCUCAUUACGAAUCGACCGAACACAGAGAGAGAAUAUCUUGUCAAACCAGUUUCCUUUGUCCCAGAGUCUCGCCGAAGAAUUAAUUAAAACAGAGCCAGAUUCGCUCUCGCGCCCACACGCCCUCACCCACCAUUGUAUCAAACAUUCCGUUAAGAGGAUUUUUAUACUUGCCGAUGAAUCUAUUGACAUAUACUUUCGCCUCUUGGGUAUAAUAAGUGCUAUAUUACCGCCAUAGGAAGUGUGUCAUGCUUGUUUUCAAACUCGACCAGUCGCCGAUUGUGAUCGAUACAUGGGCGAACUAAUGAGAUGCCUGGUAGGAAAAGUAGAGGUUACAAUUGAUAGAAGUGUUUUUAGUCAUUCAGUUCGUUAAAUGCAUAAGUGUUUAUUCAUUCAUUUUAGUCAAAUGCAUAAGAGUUUCGUUAUUCAUAUUGCAUAAUUGCAUAAUUUCACAAAUGUAUAAGUGUUUAUUCAUUCAUUUUAGUCAAAUGCAUAAGAGUUUCGUUAUUCAUAUUGCAUAAUUGCAUAAUUUCACAACUGCAUAAGUUUUUGUCGUUCAUAUUAGUUAACUGCAUAAUCUUGCCCAUGAAUUAUUGACGCAUGUUUGACCUGCAUGAUAGAAUGUCACGUGUUUGUUAGAAUAAAAUUGUUAUCACAGAAGCAUAUUGAGUGUUCUUUCCAAGUCCAUGCAAAACCAUCUUAUUCAUAAGAGCUGUAUCCUGCGAUGAGAUAUGAAAAUGGAGACCUAAAAUAUUAUAACACACACUAGGAUAAUCGGUAAAUGAAUCUAUGAUAAUCGUGUUAUCCUGAUUGAUAACUCUGGAUAAACGAAACUAAGCAAAUUAUCAUAACUGCACACAUUAACAUAAUCGCAAGCCUCCGCAUAAAUUACGAUUAUCUCCGUGAUUAUCAUAAUUUAUGCAUAUAAUCACAUGCAUUAUCAUAAUUUAUGCAUAUUAAUACACACACUAUCAUAAUUAAUGCGAAUUGCGCAUUUUUCGGAAAAUUAUUAAUUUUUAUUAUUUUCAUCAAAAUUUCAUAAUUCCAACACAUACAACAUAAUGGGUGGCGUCGUCCGGGAUCUCUCGCAGACAGUGUUUUGCAUGGAUGAUGGAAUGAAUCACUUCGUGUUAACCAGAAUAUCGGGAUCGAACAUUGCAUGGUAAUUGUGAACGGGCGGAAAAAUAAAAAACGCCCUCUAAGGUUGAAACCCAGAAUAGCAGGUUAAAACAGAGACAGUGGAAUUAAGAUAAUACCGUAUCAAACCAAUUGCAUCCUGUGAUAAAUGGUGUUAGAGGUACGCACUCUGAAUCGGAAAAUAACAGAUAGCUCGAGUCAAAUUGACUACACUCUGUGAGAUAAUUGUUUUAUAUGCACUCUGAAAGGGAAUGUCAAAGUAACUCCCGCAACACCUUUGAGAUGCUGGGAUUAAGAAUAAUUUUUGAAUGGGUUACGGGAUACGGGGAGCUCGUAUUUAAACGUACCGACCAAUCUGUUACAAAGCAGUACAGUCAGAGAGACAUAUGGGAAGGGAGCUGUAUCGAUAACACGAACACACCUCGGGGGAAACUAAUUGACUGGAUAAAAUGUAACGAAGGCGAACACGAUGUAAAAACUGCAGGAAAGGCAGGACAGGACUCAUUCCUUUUCACACAGGCAUACAGACAGGGAUUGUGGAAUGAGGAAAAAUUUGGAAAGGAAACGGGAGAGAAAUCAGUGCUCGCGACACCAGCGAAACUCACAGACGUCGAUCCACAGAAUAAAUAUGGAAGUAACAUUAAAUCACACUCUUGGGUACGUGGACAGAGUCCAGGAACUGAUCGCACAAAAAUUAUGGAUAUCGAACAAAAAAUCCUUGACAAAGGGAAACCCUCACAAUUCGAGAUAAGGGAUGGAGAGAUACAUAUGCAAACAAAAACAUGUGAGACUGACAACUUCACAGAUAUAGGGAGGGAAAAUGUUAAAGUAAAGUCGACAGGACAUGCUCCACUAAGGGCAGAGGCAAAAACUGAAGGGAAAUGGCAACACGCCCGACACAGCACAGACCAAAGUGACAGAUUGCCUGAUGAUAACUUGUUUGAUGAUGACGCUGUCGGCAAUCAACUUUCGGAAUACCUAUUCACCAGUAAAACCCUUAAAUUGAUGGACAAGGCUCUAGUCAGAAUUCCCGAUUUUGACCCCCACAAUAAGACUAUGGAUAUCCACACACAUAUCGCAACAGUAAAAGAGGAGGCAAUGAUUAGAGGGCUGAGGAGACGGGAUGAAAAAGCGAGUUUGUUGAAACGGACCUUACAUAAAGAAUCUAUUCCAUGGGUAAAGUCACUACCACACAAGGUUAGAAAUGAUUUUAAACAAUUGAGCCUGGCAGUGAUUCGGAAGUUUGGAGAAUAUUCGACACUCACUGAGGGGUUUUAUGCUGUAAAAUCGAUGACCCAGGGCAUGGACCAAGAUCCACGUGACUACCUCGUCCAAUUUAAAAGAGCGUAUUACGCAGGCGAUGUGAAUCAAUACCACGAAGGAGAUAAAAUGUUCAAAAUUAUGUUUUUUGAAUCCUUGAGCCCAGAGAUUACAGAAAGGGUGAGAAUGGUUUUGAAUCCAGAAACCGCAUCCUUACGCCGCAUAGAGAGCAAGGCGUACAUGGCAUGGUUAUACAGAGCUAAGAAUCAUAAUUCGGAUCCAGAACACAGGGAGAGGGAUGAGGAACCCAGCCUCUCAGAGAGGAAUAAAAAUCACCGAGCAGUCCCACAAUGCAGGACGGAGCAGAAACGCACGCACACAUGGCAAAAUAACCCAGAGAGAGGUUGGCACGAGAAUGAGAGCGGCACAAAGCCGAACAUUCAGGAGAAUCGCAGGAGGGAGAGGUUCAGAACAGAACAUAUCAACACCCCAUGCCCCGACAUGCGCAAGGUCAAAAUUACCCACAGAAAUGGCAAAGUAACAAUCCAGGAAAAAUUUGGCAUCCAAAUGGGAGAAAUACUGGGCCAAAAAUGUACGAGAAUCGCAGGAGGGAGAGGUUCAGAGCAGAACCAUAUCAACACCCCAUCCCACGACACACGCAAGGUUCAAAUUACGCACAGAGAUGGGAAGAUAACCACCUAGCGGGAAGGUGUUACACAGACCGCGGAGGUAUGGAUGCAAACAUGUACGAGAAUCGCAGGAUGGGAGGUCAAAAACAAUCAGUCCAAUUACGACCAAUUCCUCCACCGGCUAUACCAGGGGGGAAUAGAAGAAUAACACAGAAUGCGGCCCAAAUACAUGAUGAACCAUCCACAGUGAGUGCGAGCGAGCGGCCAACACGCGCCCCACCCGCCGAGGUGUUAAACCCUAAGCAGGCUGCAAGUGACAGGGCUGAAUUGAAGUGUGAUCGGACAGUACAAAAACAGACAGCAGGGACACGCCCUGAGGAGCGCAGGCAUGAGCCUUUGAAUGGAAAAUAUCCAAGGGAAACCAAAAAUUACGUGGAUCGGAGUGCUAAAAUGGAGACGAAUGUCCAUGACGUAUCGGGAAUGGUGUUGAAAUCCAACACACUCGUAAAAACAAAGAGGGCAACAUUACGAGGGACAGAAUUAAAUCGACACACUGACUCGGCAAAUGUGCAUGUAAUCGCAGAGAGAGCGAAUGCCACGAACCAAGUGUCAAAGUGGGUCGUGUGCGCGAAUUCUGGUUACGUGCAGCACAAUUUUUCACCACACACUCCCACGACGCGAGAGAGUGAGAGAGGAAACUACAAAAACGAACCCGAAAACCGUGAUCAAAUUAUCAAAGUGAUAAGUGGUAAACCAGGCAACAUGAGGAAGGUAACGCAUAAAUGCGUUCGAAACCGCUACCUAGCGUUUCCCAGGAUUUAACAAAAACAAAAAUGAAUGUUCGUCAGAGUUAUGAUGUAUGAGAACUGAUGUAACGCAAUAUCGAUGUUAACGUGUUGUUUAUUUUCUUUGCUUAUUUCAGAUGUAACCAGGUUAAGAUGGUAAUACGUGCACGCGCGUCGUAAGAAAUAACCGCCGAGAGUAAGGGCGGCUGAUGGGAUUCAUGACAUAAAAAGGGGGCAUUACUUUGUUUGAAAAUUCGCCAGUGGCCAAAUCGACCCCUGAUAAUUUUCAAACGGGCGGACUGUUGUGUAUGUACCCCCUUUUUAUUUUUUUUAAUAUUUUUUUUUUUAAGAAUUAUUCUGCCAACAUAGAUGAUAUCGUUUUUUUUAAUAGACGCGGCCACGUGGGAACGAACACGCCCCCACACUUCCACAGAGGCCCCCACACUACCACAGAUGCGCGCACACCUCAUUUCAAAGGAAAGAGGACAUGAAAGGGGGGGCAAUAAGGUAAUAAAAACUCCCCUAAAUUCACACAAGAGGAACAAGGGAGGGGGGAAUGGCAGGCGGGGGGUUGCAGGGCCGGGCAUCACGGAGGAAGAGAUAAUUAUAUUCUGAACAAAGAUAAGCCGGGAUAUCAGAUUAAAUAAUCACAAGAAGUCAAAUAAUAAGUACGGAAUUAAAGUAGAAGAGGAAUCAAGGGCGGAGAAGGCUCUCAAAAUUAACCAAACACAACAACCCAUGGGAAGCGAGCAACACGGCCGCCUUUGUCUUUCCGAGAGGAUCUCCACACGCAGGCACAAAGCUAGGAAAUGACACCCAUAAAGGGGGCAAUGGCUCAAAGGAAAUUAACACGUCUUCGAAUAAAUAAGCGCAUGCGCCGGGUGCUCCCACCGUGGAAACAACCGCCUUUGUCUCCCCACAACACGGACAGCAAAAAUUGCACACGCGAGGAAAUAACAUUUCCGUGAGAGAUCGGGUCACGAUGAAACAUCGUGAACACGGUUUCGGCAUAACCAAGCAGCAAAUAAGUCGCAUUUCAACUUCCAAACCAAACCAACUUAAGCUGUGUGAGACAAAGGAUGUGAUCCCAGAGCAAGGAAGGGAAUAAUUAAGCUCGCUUAACGCGUAGGUUUUCGCGACAAAUAUUCAGUAACAAAACAUGGAUUCGAAUGUUUUUUUUUAUAACUCGACGCGAAUCAUCGGUCUGGCUAAUGGAUAACUUCGGUGGCACCGUCACGAGGCCCCCACCCCCACCCCUUUCUUCCAGAACGACACACAUAUGUGUCUUCAAAGCUAAUAAACACACGGACAAACACGCACGCGAAACACACGGACGGACACACACACGGACGCAGAUGGUUCAGCCCACAGGAAGGUUUUAUGACACAGCCUUUGAACAACUCGGGAAGCCGAGUGGAAUUUCCAGAUAUAAACCGAAGAAAAAUCCAUACAAAGCAGAUCGUCAGGGGCUCUGGCCCCCAUCACAGAUCUCCAGGGCUUCGGCUCCAUCUCUUCUCGUCGCCGCCAACGAAGAAGCUUUUCGUCAUCCAGAAGGACGAGGAUCGCGCGGUGCCGAGGCAUCGCCUAUCGCACACGAGUGUACGAGCCCAGCUCUCUUGCCGUGUCACCACGCCGAGGUGCAUCGCCUGCCGCACACGAGUGUACGAGCCCAGCUCCCCUGCCGUGUCGCCACGCCGAGGUGCAUCGCCUGACCACGCAAACGAGCGUGGCCGCGCCGUCAGUCAUCGUACGGGGUCAGCCGAGGGAGGAGUCGGAAAGCGAGCCGCUCACCCUCUCGCCGCAGCUGCGCAAGCCAGAGGGUCCUUCUCCGAAAGUCGUUCGUACCCACAACUUCCCCCACCAAUAGACCCACACACGCACGCAUCGACGCCCCACUCACCUGUGAGACUAUCCCAUCUAGUUCACCCUUGCCAUCGUAUCAACCCUAGUCAAUUAUCAGAAGACUGAUUAUCAACUACAUGAACCAUCAGCUGGCCAUGCAGAAUCGCGGCCCAUCGAGUGAUUAAGAGUCCGUCGGUGAUAAGAGUGAGGUUGUUACCGUGUCUUUCCCUUGUUCCGCUCAUCACAUAGGCGAUCAAUAGACUCGUCGAGGCAAACUCAACCUCUCGGAAUCCUCAUUACGAAUCGACCGAACACAGAGAGAGAAUAUCUUGUCAAACCAGUUUCCUUUGUCCCAGAGUCUCGCCGAAGAAUUAAUUAAAACAGAGCCAGAUUCGCUCUCGCGCCCACACGCCCUCACCCACCAUUGUAUCAAACAUUCCGUUAAGAGGAUUUUUAUACUUGCCGAUGAAUCUAUUGACAUAUACUUUCGCCUCUUGGGUAUAAUAAGUGCUAUAUUACCGCCAUAGGAAGUGUGUCAUGCUUGUUUUCAAACUCGACCAGUCGCCGAUUGUGAUCGAUACAUGGGCGAACUAAUGAGAUGCCUGGUAGGAAAAGUAGAGGUUACAAUUGAUAGAAGUGUUUUUAGUCAUUCAGUUCGUUAAAUGCAUAAGUGUUUAUUCAUUCAUUUUAGUCAAAUGCAUAAGAGUUUCGUUAUUCAUAUUGCAUAAUUGCAUAAUUUCACAAAUGCAUAAGUGUUUAUUCAUUCAUUUUAGUCAAAUGCAUAAGAGUUUCGUUAUUCAUAUUGCAUAAUUGCAUAAUUUCACAACUGCAUAAGUUUUUGUCGUUCAUAUUAGUUAACUGCAUCAUCUUGCCCAUGAAUUAUUGACGCAUGUUUGACCUGCAUGAUAGAAUGUCACGUGUUUGUUAGAAUAAAAUUGUUAUCACAGAAGCAUAUUGAGUGUUCUUUCCAAGUCCAUGCAAAACCAUCUUAUUCAUAAGAGCUGUAUCCUGCGAUGAGAUAUGAAAAUGGAGACCUAAAAUAUUAUAACACACACUAGGAUAAUCGGUAAAUGAAUCUAUGAUAAUCGUGUUAUCCUGAUUGAUAACUCUGGAUAAACGAAACUAAGCAAAUUAUCAUAACUGCACACAUUAACAUAAUCGCAAGCCUCCGCAUAAAUUACUACGAUUAUCUCCGUGAUUAUCAUAAUUUAUGCAUAUAACCACAUGCAUUAUCAUAAUUUAUGCAUAUUAAUACACACACUAUCAUAAUUAAUGCGAAUUGCGCAUUUUUCGGAAAAUUAUUAAUUUUUAUUAUUUUCAUCAAAAUUUCAUAAUUCCAACACAUACAACAGUGGCACAAGGUGGUGGCCCUGCACUGGCCUGCAUGUAGACAAGAGCCUGUCAGUAGAGGGCGAUGGUUGAUGUGGCACCUUGGUUGUGGAGUUUGUAGGUAAUGUUUGGAAUUUGCUAAAUUUUGACCCAGACACCAGCAUUCGUUUUGAAUGGCGCAAUAGUAUUAGUUAAAAUGAUUGUCAAUAAUUUAGAAUGAUUACUUGUCUGAUGGUGUGCGCACAUGUAACAUUUUGUCUAUAAGGGUCAAACAUUGAAUAAGUGAUGUUAGGACAAAGUUUGUGUUUUGCAAGUAACCUGUACAGAUCACUCGGGUGAGACUCAUUGUUCUUGUGAUACAGGUCAAAGGGUACUUUUGUGUUUUCAGGAAGCGUCUGCCUCUGGAGCAACUCAUUGUCUUUUAAAUAGUGAGCACGCUCGGAUCAUUAAUCAGUUACAAGGCAUACCAAUUAAAAGUUACACGAAAAGGAGGAACAUUCUCUACAACACGAAUUAUAAUUUUGUAUUAUGUGUUGAAUUAGGACGAGAAAUGGUCCUUGCUGAUUGUAAAGUGACGAAAAAAAUUUCACACGAGCGACGCAUCCACGCAAGCUCCCGAUGCUCCGUUUUGAAGUUUGAAAAUGAAACAACUUUGAAUUGUAUUAUGUUUUGAAUUACAUAAAUGUACUUCUUCAUUAAAAGCUUAUUCAUUGAAAACGAUAUUUCGUGUGAAUUUUCUCUCGUCGUGAAGUAGAUGGCCUUGCUGGGGGUUCAGUUUGAUGCGGACUUUCACCUGUUUGGGAUCGCGGGAUCGAGAUGAGGCGACACAGAGCUGGCCGUGCGAUAAGACCGCCGUCUGCAGAUCGAUUCCAACGCGAUCGAACGUCUGUCCCUGCCCCUCCGUCGUUCAUGCAGGGGGCACGUAGGUUUGCAGCGCCCCCUGCAUGAAAGCGACGGAACGUGCAGCGUUCGUCACGAAGUUGUGCGCAAGCGCCAUAACAAGGCGCUGUAAGCUGACCUGCCACCACGUGCACUGGUCAAAAGGGAGCAGGCGAGAGAGAGCGAGGUGUGUAGGGGUCGACCAAAGGUUAAACCCCCGGCCCCCCACCGUGACCGGAGACUAACACCCCUGACCCCCCACUCAUCCCUAAGGCCCAUUAAGAUCCUUCAGAAGGUUCUGGGACGGGGGGGGGGGGGGUCAGGAGGGGAGGGGUGAUCUCGACCUGGGGAUAAAAGGCCGGCCCUCUGGACGGACCGGGCAGUGUUCACCAACUCAAGCCUGAGGACAUCCGAAGACCUGAAGACUGGAACAGUACCCGGGGACCCUCAACCGAGGCUCUUGUUAGAGCCGGGUUGUAGCGGACCCGAGGUGAGCUCAGACACUCUGGGACCUUCCCCCAGCUCUAGCCAGAGCCGGGUUGUAGCGGACCAGAGGUGAGCUCUAGUACCCUGGCUGGGACGGGUCGUCCAGUCUUCCCUUAACGCCGGGCUAAGGGACCCGUGGGUGGCAGAGCCCGGAGUGUGCAGGCUGCGAUAGAAACGAGGCUGUCACUCCCGUAGGCUAUCGGUUGGAAGGGGUCGUACCCCUUCGUGUUUCAGUCGUGUGUAGAGCCGAGUUCGAAAGAGUUAUAAUAAACGUGUUGCCUCAACCAGACGUCCCCGUGUGGUUAGUUAAGGACACAACACUUAUAUAAAAGAGUAUAGCCAGUGGGUUUUCAAAGUACCUUCGUUUUACAGAAAUCAAUUUCGCGUGAGCCCACCGCAUUGAAACAAUGCUCAGCUGAGCGAGGCGAGCCCGGGAGGGGGGGGGGGGCUCACCUCAUCUUUGUCACGUGCCGUAGCUCACGUGACAUCUGCCGCGACAAUGUCUGGAUGUUUUCGCCUGAGAACGAUCGCUCGUGUUGCGAUCGAAACGUCGUGAUUUAUUUAUUAUUAUUUUAUUUGUUCUACCUACGUGACUUUACUGAAAGAACCAAAGAGGAUGAAAGACGUCUUGUCUGCUGAUCUUGUUCAUAUCCGUGUACAUCGAUAUCCCACAUUGCUUACACGUUCACACCACACACAAUGAAAUAAAUAGAAACUAGAACGACUUCUGGGGAUGCGCAAAUAUCGAGGAAACUUUCAAUGGAGCGAGUUCAGUUAGUUCGAUUCAACAUCCUUCUGCCCGUCUGUGUCUCUGUUCGCCUCUGUGUGUUUCUCUCUGCAUGUGUCUAUGUCGUCUCUGUGUUCCUCUUGUCUGUGUCUGUCCACUUGUCUUGUCUGUGUGUGUUUGUCUAUCAGCGUCUGUCCAACCGGAGUCAACGACUGUCAGUAGCAGCAGGCUCCCGUUCAACUCCCACUGCUACACGCCACUCAAACUUGCUCCCAACACACAAAGACAAACAUCUCCCGUGUAGACUGGACAGAAUGUCAGGGCAAGUGCUGUUAGCGAGCACCUAACACAAACACAAAGAUCCCCCGUAUAGCCUGCACAGAAUGUUGGGGCAAGUGCUGUUAGUGAGCAUCUAAGACAAAGACCCCCCAUAUAGCCUGGACAGACUGUAGGGGCAAGUGCUGUUAGCGAGCACCUAACACAAACAGAAAGAUCCCCCAUAUAGCCUUAACAGUUUCAUUUCAUUUUCAUGUGUUUGGUAUAGCCCUGUGAGCCAUUCGGCUCUUGAAUCGGGUGCAACCGCAACAAAUAAAAAACAUGAACUAGAAAACAUCUCAAAGUGACUAUGCGCAAACAGAAAAAUCCAUGGAAAAACUGCAAAGUCUUCCAGAAAAAAGCACCGUACACCAACGCUGUGCAAAAAUCCCAGUGGGAUGCCAGUCAAACAACAACAACAACAACCACAAGACAACUUAGAUUAAAGCCAUCAUUCUAACUCCGUACUACAACAAACAUGGCUAAACCAAAAAUAUGUUUGAAAUCACCAAAAUAAAGCCAUAAGCAAUGUAACAGUGAUCAUAGGAACUGUGACCGAAAUUUCACAAUAAACGACAAAAAACAUGUUCCACCAAAUUUCUAUUUAAAGCUUUCGUGACUGCAGGGAUUCAUCUUAUUGGUUCUUUCGGUAAAGUCACGUAGAAUGGAAAUAAUAAAAGAAUAAAAAUAAUAAAAUAAUUCUCACGACGUUUCGGCCACAACGCAAGCAGCCGUCCUCAGGCGAAGAACAGGUCUGUCAGAAAGACAGCGUCUGAAUGAACACCACCAGGCUUGGCAGCGUAUAUUUAAGCUGGGUUGGAGGGGGAAGAGCGCCUUGACAAAGGAAUUCGCAUAUCAAGAGGGAUUUAGCAUAUUCAUGGUAAAUGCAGGUAUGUGAUUAGUACUACUUAUGCCCGUGCAUUAUGCAGGAUUAGCAACAUCAAACGAAGGGGAUAUGGGAAAUGCAGGUAUGUGAUUAGUACUACUUAUGCCCGUGCAUUAUGCAGGAUUAUCAGCAUCAAAGGGAGGGGAUAUGAGAAA
This is a messenger RNA of Lethenteron reissneri (Far Eastern brook lamprey), 14361 nucleotides long. RefSeq names its product zinc finger protein OZF-like. NCBI's taxonomy places the organism in Eukaryota, Metazoa, Chordata, Hyperoartia, Petromyzontiformes, Petromyzontidae. Gene Ontology annotation, molecular function: DNA-binding transcription factor activity, RNA polymerase II-specific; RNA polymerase II cis-regulatory region sequence-specific DNA binding. The record is from RefSeq and is a predicted model, not a curated record. Gene Ontology annotation, biological process: regulation of transcription by RNA polymerase II.